Messenger RNA from Saccharomyces eubayanus, 531 nucleotides. RefSeq names its product peptide alpha-N-acetyltransferase subunit NAT5 (gene NAT5). The transcript has a single exon. The record is from RefSeq and is a predicted model, not a curated record. Gene Ontology annotation, molecular function: acyltransferase activity, transferring groups other than amino-acyl groups. Gene Ontology annotation, biological process: mitotic sister chromatid cohesion. Gene Ontology annotation, cellular component: NatA complex. Lineage: Eukaryota; Fungi; Ascomycota; Saccharomycetes; Saccharomycetales; Saccharomycetaceae. The coding region runs from base 1 to 531 and encodes 176 amino acids.
AUGGCCCGUGAUAUAUGUACCUUGGACAAUGUUUAUGCCAACAAUCUGGGUAUGCUGAUUAAAUUGGCUAAUGUAACAGUUCCAGAUAUAUACGAGGAUGCAUUUUUCACUGAGUUAUUCGCAGAAGAUACCUCAAUGACAAAAAAUAAAAAGGCAAACUCAAAAAAAGACGUACGUUUCACACAGCUGGCUUAUUACAGUGAAAUCCCAGUUGGUGGUCUGGUGGCUAAGCUAGUUCCUAAGAAACAAAACGAGCUAUCUUUAAAGGGUAUUCAAAUUGAGUUUUUGGGUGUGUUGCCUAAUUACAGAGAUAAAUCCAUUGGCUCUAAAUUAUUGAAGUUCGCAGAAGACAAGUGCUCGGAAUGUCAUCAACACAAUGUGUUCGUUUAUAUACCGGCACUAGAUAACUCUGCCAAGGAAUGGUUCAUAGCUCAUGGAUUCGAACAACAUGGCGACGUUUUUAACAAUUUCAUAAAACGUGUAAAUGGCGGCGAGCAAGAUGCCAUUCUAUUGAAAAAGCAUAUUUCUUAA